Messenger RNA from Lodderomyces margitis, 1521 nucleotides. RefSeq lists its product as uncharacterized. The transcript has a single exon. NCBI's taxonomy places the organism in Eukaryota, Fungi, Ascomycota, Pichiomycetes, Serinales, Debaryomycetaceae. The record is from RefSeq and is a predicted model, not a curated record. Gene Ontology annotation, biological process: mitochondrion distribution. The coding region runs from base 1 to 1521 and encodes 506 amino acids. Gene Ontology annotation, cellular component: cytoplasm.
AUGAGUAGUGAGAUUCUCAAUUUAUCUUAUGGACAGUACUCGAACAACACAACCACUCACUUGUACAACUUCCAAGAGUCACAGGUGCCUUAUACAAAAGACACCAAACUCAAUCAUAAUUUAUCAACCUUCUUGUAUAAAUCGGUAGCUAAUGGAUCAGGAUCAGCCAAUUAUUACCCACGAGCACUACUAUUUGACUUACGUGGGGGAUUGGGAGCAUUGAAUAAAUAUGAAUAUGCCGAACAAGUUCCUCAUUUGGACAUGCCAAUAUCCAAUCAACAGCUGGCCAACACCCAAUUACAGAAGAAUGAAUAUCAAAUUAGUUUAGACCAGGGCAAAACCGAUGGAUCGUUAUUAAACACGGGGAACACUAAAUAUUGGACUGAUUAUAACAAACUUAUAUACAAUCCAAAAUCGGUUAUCACUUUACCUUCGUUUCAACACGAAUACAACGAUUUGGGGUCAAAUUAUAAUUUACCAGCACAAAAAUUUGAUAUUUAUUCAACAGGUGUCGAAGAAUUCAAAACCAUUGAAGUUGAAUCAGUCGAAAACUUUCGAUACUGGUUAGAAAAAUGUGACUUUUUACAAGGAUUGCAAAUUGGCACUUCUUGGAAUGAUUCAUGGGGUGGGUUUACUACAUCAAUGAUUGAAGUUGUUCAAGAUGAGUUUUUCAACAACAAGGAAAACAUAUGGAUCUAUGGACAAGUAAAUCAGCAACUGCAGGCAGGUAAUCUUCCAAUAAUGCGCCGGGUUUCUCAAAUAAAGUCAUUUAUUGAACUUUAUAAAUCACUGAGUUUGUUCUUUCCUUUGUCUCCUGAUUACAAUUCAUCAAUGUUGUCAGACAUAGAUGCAAGUUCAGUAUGGCAUACUUCGUGCAUACCUGCCCUUUUUAUCAAUCUGAUUUGGGGGAUUAAUAAUCAGUAUAUUGAUCAAGUCAAUAUGUUGCAUAUGCAAGAGAAUUUGUUGCGUGGGGACGAAGCCAGGAAAAUUGUGAACGAGAUUAAAAUCGUUGGUGAGAAGGAUGAGACGGCGUUAGGAGACAUGAUGAUGGAUGUUGACUUGACUAAAGUUCAUGAUCUAUUGUCAGCUGUGGUGACGCAACAAUCACAAGAGCCGGAGAUAAAUUUGGGCAUAUCCAAGCCCACUGAAAAUGCACGAUAUAUAAAUAAAAACUGCAUUGUGGACAAUAAAGAUAAGCUAGAUGGAAAUGGCACCAGGGGGGGUGCUGAAGUAGAUGAGGUACCCACUAAUGUGUACAAGAACCCAUAUAUGUGCCAAAUGGCUGAAAUUGAUACGUUUCCAAACAUUUUGCAAAACAAGCAUGCAAAAUAUCAUGUUGAAUUUAACGUACACAAUGGUGUCAAGGAUCUCCUCAAACCUUAUCAAACAAUAAUUGAAAACUUGAGAUUAAAUCUAGAUGAUUUAAUUGAAGAUAAAGGAGAACUAGUCGAAGAUAUAAGCAACAUCAUUCUGAGUUAUUCGUCAGGGUUUGAAUCUGAUGACGAUGAUUACUAUGACUGA